AUGCCUACAGACCGCGACCCAGACGAUAAGAACAAGACCUCAAACAAUUCUGAUAUGCCAAGAAAUCACAACAACGACUGGGACAACGAGACUAACCCAUUUGUCGCGUUCCGGCGCUUCGCUGAUGAACAAGUCUCUUCUGUGUUACAGUCAAUCACUGGCCUACCCUCCUCCAUUACCCCUCCUCAAUCAGAUAACUGGACCAUAUUCACCACCGACAAAGGUUACAAAAGCAUGGCGUAUCGCGACUAUUCUGGCGCAAACGCCAACAGCGCAGCCGAACGUGACCCCGCUCGACACCGAAGUACCGAUAAUAGCGCCAACAAUAACGCUUCUGGAGAUGGAGGCAGCAACCCCGACCAGAACCAAAACAAUGGAUCCAACAUGACGCAUCAAUCAUCAUACCUUCCUGAUGAUAAUGAUCGAUCCUCACAACCCCAUGAUCACUGGCACAACCAUCACCGCCCCUGCGGUUUCUUUGGAUCUGAUUCCUUUUUCGACCGCUUCGAAGGUCCUUUCUUUCAUUUCGCGUCCGCAUUUUUCCACCACCAUCCAUUUUUCUCAGGCAUGUUUGGUGAUAGCCACGAGCCUGGCGCGCCUGCCUGGCCGCUCCCUUACAUCAUGCUAAGCCCCUACUCGCCUCUUCAUCUUGAACGUCAGUCGCAACGCGAGAAAGGUGUAUUCUCUUCCAUCAUGUCAUCUUUCCGGGUCGGCUCUGAACCUGACUCCACCUAUCAUUCCACAGAGCCACAGUGGCGAGAGGCAUUUGAAGAUCUGCUCCGCUUGGAAAAUGGGAAGCCCAUGCUGGAUCAUACUUCCUUGACACAGAAGAAGGGCAGAAAGGAGAAUGGGAUGGAGUGGCUAUAUGGACUCGUCAAACGUGGUACUCUGGGUGAUCAGUGGAAAUUUGUCCCUGGUAGCAGACACCACCCUUGGUCUGGUAUCACCUUCGACAAAUACAAUGAGGAGGAUCAUGAUGUAUCCAAGGCAAAGAAUGAAGCGAUCGAAAAGCCUCCACUUGCGCACGAUGAACAUCAAGCAGGAACUGAGUUGGAAUUGUAUGAGCGUUUCCUCCAAGAUAUUGAGACUCGCGAACGUGAAUUCUCUCGGGAGAUUUCCUCAAGUCCUCUUCUUCAAGCAUUGAUGGAGGAACGACAGCGACGACAUGAGGUCUUUGAGAAACUCGAGCGUGGCUGGGCAACUUCAGACGACAAACAAGGCAAUGAUGAUACGGAGAACUGGCUGGAUCUAGUCUCAGGUGGGAACCGCAAGUCUGUCCCCGAGACACAUGAUUCGGUAGUUCCAACUCCUACUGUUGCGGCCGAAAAUAAACAGAUCAAGCCUGAAUCUACAAACGUGACUCCACGAGUCAUUUCAACUAUGAUUAGCACUGAAAGGACACGUCUCCCUGAUGGCUCGGUUCAGACCAAGAAGGUUCAAACAAAGCGGUUUGAGGAUGGUCGAGAAGAGACUGAAUUGUUUGUUGAGACCUCUCACCCACAUAAUGACGAUGGCAAUUCUGGGGAACAGGGUUCGCAGCCUAAAAAUGGUUGGUUCUGGCGAGACUAA
Molecule: messenger RNA, 1569 nt
Organism: Penicillium malachiteum
Lineage: Eukaryota; Fungi; Ascomycota; Eurotiomycetes; Eurotiales; Aspergillaceae
Exons: 1
Coding region: 1-1569 (522 amino acids)
Source: RefSeq, a predicted model, not a curated record